CGAGGAAGCCCUAAAAUUUGACUAUCUUAAUUUAAGACCACCCUCGCCGUCGCAUCUCGCGAACACUAAUCAGAGAGAUACCGAUCCCAAUACAACCUGCGCUGUCUGUGCAGAGCGAGAAAUGGCGACUCUAGCUCCUAAACACUUGUUCUCUACAUCGUCAUUUUCUUCCCCUUCCUUACCUUCAACUUCAACGAAGCAUCUCUCUUUCCCAUUUUCUUCAGUUCCCAACAAGGCUGUUCAUUCACGUGGUAUUCGGAUUUCCGGUUCCAUCUCUAAUCCAAGCGGACCGAGCCCCAAAUCGGCACGCGUAUCUUCCGUGGCUGUCCCCACCACCACCGUUGAGUCGGAAACUUUUGCUUCCCGAUUUGCCCCCGACGAGCCCAGGAAAGGCGCUGAUAUACUCGUCGAAGCUCUUGAGCGCCAAGGCGUUACAGAUGUCUUCGCCUACCCCGGCGGCGCUUCCCUGGAGAUCCAUCAAGCGCUCACACGCUCCAAUAUCAUCCGUAACGUCCUUCCACGCCACGAGCAAGGCGGCGUUUUCGCUGCUGAGGGCUACGCGCGUUCCUCUGGCCUUCCCGGCGUCUGCAUCGCCACAUCCGGCCCCGGUGCCACCAAUCUGGUCAGUGGUCUUGCCGAUGCGCUGCUUGAUAGUGUACCUCUGGUCGCCAUAACAGGGCAGGUCCCUCGGAGGAUGAUCGGUACUGAUGCGUUCCAGGAGACGCCCAUUGUUGAGGUAACAAGAUCGAUCACGAAGCAUAAUUAUCUUGUUCUUGAUGUAGACGAUAUUCCUAGGAUUGUGAAUGAGGCGUUCUUCUUAGCUACUUCGGGGAGACCAGGUCCGAUAUUAAUCGACGUGCCAAAAGAUAUACAGCAACAGCUUGCGAUUCCUAAUUGGGACCAACCGGUUAAGCUGCCCGGCUACACGGCGAGGCUUCCCAAGUCGCCGGAUUGGAAUCUGUUGGAUCAGAUUGUGAGGUUGAUAUUGGACUCCAAGAAGCCGGUUCUGUAUGUUGGCGGUGGUUGUAUGAACUCAAGCGAGGAAUUGAGGCGAUUUGUGGAACUUACUGGAAUCCCUGUUGCAAGUACUUUGAUGGGUCUAGGAGUAUAUCCCAUUGCUGAUGAAUAUUCCCUCCAGAUGCUUGGAAUGCAUGGAACAGUGUACGCUAAUUAUGCCAUUGAUAAAAGUGAUCUGUUGCUCGCAUUUGGGGUAAGGUUUGAUGAUCGUGUUACAGGAAAGCUUGAAGCCUUCGCUAGUCGAGCUAAAAUAGUUCACAUUGACAUUGAUUCAGCUGAGAUUGGGAAAAACAAGCAGCCCCAUGUGUCGGUUUGUGCAGAUUUGAAGCUGGCUCUGAAGGCCAUUAAUCAGAUUCUAGAGAGCAAAGGAAUCAAGGAUAAAGUUGAUUUUCAAGCCUGGAGAGAAGAGUUAAGCGAGCAAAAACUCAAAUUCCCACUGAGUUACAAGACAUUUGAGAAAGAUAUCUCUCCUCAGUAUGCCAUUCAGGUACUGGAUGAACUGACAAAUGGAGAGGCAAUAGUAAGUACUGGUGUAGGACAGCACCAGAUGUGGGCAGCACAGUUUUACAAAUACAAGAGACCUAGACAAUGGUUAACAUCCGGGGGUCUUGGAGCGAUGGGUUUUGGAUUGCCUGCUGCAAUUGGUGCUGCUGUGGCUAACCCAAACGCGCUUGUAGUGGACAUUGAUGGUGAUGGAAGUUUCAUAAUGAACGUUCAAGAACUGGCCACUAUAAAGGUGGAGAAUCUCCCAAUUAAGAUACUGUUGUUGAAUAAUCAACACUUGGGUAUGGUUGUUCAGUGGGAGGAUCGAUUUUAUAAAUCUAAUAGAGCCCACACAUAUCUGGGAGACCCAUCUAAGGAGGCUGAGAUCUUCCCAAACAUGUUGAAGUUUGCUGAAGCUUGUGGCAUACCAGCAGCUAGAGUGACCAAGAAAGAUGACCUUAGAGCAGCAAUUCAGAAAAUGUUGGAAACUCCUGGUCCCUAUCUUCUUGAUGUCAUUGUACCUCAUCAAGAGCAUGUCUUGCCCAUGAUUCCAAGUAAUGGAACCUUCAAUGAUGUGAUAACGGAUGGUGAUGGCAGAACAUCUAAGUAAUUUACUGAACCAUAUAUAGGUAUUUUGAUGUGUUUUGUGGGUUUUUUUCUUUUUGGGGUGAUAUCUUAGUACCUUUCCUAGAAAAAUAUGAUAUACAUUGUAUUAUAAAUUUUGGCAAUAGAUACUUGGAGUUUCAGUAGUAUUCUGCCGAUAUCUCGAUUGGCACCCUUUUAAUGUUAAGGUCGGUGUCACUCUGCUAAUAUUGCUGUUGGCAUUGUUCUUUUGGUUAA
Prosopis cineraria is the source of this 2340-nucleotide messenger RNA. Its product is annotated as acetolactate synthase 2, chloroplastic-like. The transcript has a single exon. Gene Ontology annotation, biological process: L-valine biosynthetic process. Gene Ontology annotation, molecular function: thiamine pyrophosphate binding; magnesium ion binding; acetolactate synthase activity. NCBI's taxonomy places the organism in Eukaryota, Viridiplantae, Streptophyta, Magnoliopsida, Fabales, Fabaceae. Bases 122 to 2110 code for a protein of 662 amino acids. Gene Ontology annotation, cellular component: acetolactate synthase complex. The record is from RefSeq and is a predicted model, not a curated record.